Lodderomyces jiufengensis is the source of this 3387-nucleotide messenger RNA. Its product is annotated as DNA-dependent ATPase. The record is from RefSeq and is a predicted model, not a curated record. Gene Ontology annotation, cellular component: nucleus. The coding region runs from base 1 to 3387 and encodes 1128 amino acids. The transcript has a single exon. Gene Ontology annotation, molecular function: ATP binding; DNA binding; chromatin binding. NCBI's taxonomy places the organism in Eukaryota, Fungi, Ascomycota, Pichiomycetes, Serinales, Debaryomycetaceae.
AUGAGUUGGUAUAAUAAUAAUAACAAUGGUAACAAUAUAAAUAGAGAUGAUGUGAACAAAACUCCCAUACAAAAUCAAGGUAAUCAAGUACAAGUUCCUUCGUCAUCACCAAUAAAAAUCACUUCAUCUCCAAAUUCAUCAACUAAUGAUAUUUCAACAACCACCAUUCAACAACAACCAAGUUUAUCAACAAAAUUAGAACAAGAAAAACUACAAAAUUUAGAAAGAACUAGACAAAAAAUAAGAGAACAACCAAAUUUUCCAUUAAUUAGAAAGAAAUUCUAUUAUGUAAGUGAAGGUGACAUUUUUAGAGCGUUCGUUAAAGGAAAGGGUAAUCUUCGAGAAAUUACAAAAUACUUGGAAGAAAAUUUCCCAUAUACUGAAUAUUUGGAGAAACAAAAGCAAAUGGAAGAACAAAAACGUAAAGAUGAAGCAUUACUAAAGCAAAAGAUUAAAGAAGAACAGUUCAAGAAAGAUUAUGAAGCAAGUUUAAGGAAGAAAGAAGAACCAGAUGAAGAAUUGAGUGAUACUGAUCCAUUUGAUUUUUUCAAACCUAAAUCGAUUAAAAAAUCAGCGUCUGUGGAGGUUGAAGAUGAUGAAGAUGAUGAUUUACCUACGAGAUCAAAAGGCAAAGCAAGGACUAAAAUAGAGGAUAUCUCACCAAUGAAAGAUAAUAAUCAAUCUACAAGAGUUGAAGUUAAAUCAAAACAAUCAAUUUUAAAUAAAUAUAGAAAUCCAGAACCUAAAACUCAUCAACCUACAAUUAGUUCAUUUGGUAGACUAGGUUCAUUAUCAGAUACCAACAACAAGAGAAGAAAAUUAGUUAGGGGUUCAGAUUUAAAUAGCUCAAAUUCUGGUUCAGUAUCUCCAAUACCUGCUCCGAAUUCAUUAAGUGCAAAAUUUAGUUUUAAAGAAGGAUUAAGUAAUAAUAGUAGUACUACAAGUUUAAAUAAUGGUUCAACUUCACAAAUGGAUGAAUUAGAAGAACUGGAGAGACAAUUGGAACUAAAUAUGAAGAAAGCAAGAAUGGAGAAGAAACAUUUUAAAUUUAGUUUACAACCUGGAGCAAAUAAUAUACCAAAUUCGAAAAAAGUUAUUACAAUUAGUGAUGAUGAAGACAUACUAGAAGAUGACAAUGCAAGUGAUUCGAUGUCUGAUGCUGACCUAGAUGCUGACUCAUAUGAUGGUCUUACAUCGAUAGAUGCCAAAAUCUUGGAGUUUAUAAAUAAUGCACCAGUUGAUGAUAUAGUUGAAAUAGCAGGUAUAGAUCCAGAUACUGCUGAACUUGUUAUAAAACAAAGACCAUUUAACACUAUUUAUGAGAUUUCAGAAAAUGAUUUUACACCAGAUACUGUUGCCAAAAACAGUAGAAAGAAAAAAAUUGGUAUGAAAAUGAUUGAACAAACUGAACAAAGUUUAAAAGGUUAUAAAGCUAUUGAUUCAUUAAUCAAAAAAUGUUCUGAAUAUGGUGAUAUAAUCUCAAAUCAAAUGAAAGAGUGGGGAGUUACGGCAACUGGAGAUUCCGGAGAAUUAGAUAUUGUUGAUUUAGAUCCAAUUGAAAAUAUUGAUGAUGAAGAGAAACUAGAAAAAGCAAAUGAAGAUGAUGAUAAUGAUGAUUUGAUGAUUGUUAAAAAGAAAGGAUUAAAAUAUAUCAAACAUAAACCUGCAUUAUUAGCUGAUGACAUUACUUUAAACAAUUAUCAACAAGCUGGUAUUAACUGGAUCAAUUUGUUGUAUACAAACAAAUUAUCAUGUAUAUUAGCAGAUGAAAUGGGUCUCGGUAAAACAUGUCAAGUUAUUGCAUUUAUAGCCCACUUAAAAGCUAAAGGAGAAGCAUUUCCACAUUUAAUCGUUGUACCAGCAUCAACUAUUGAAAACUGGAUAAGAGAAUUCAAUAAAUUUUGUCCCGAUAUAAAAGUUCAAGCUUAUUAUGGUACACAAAAAGAAAGAGAAGAAUUAAGAUAUGAAUUACAAGAUGUUAAUUAUGAAGUUUUAGUUACUACAUAUUCAAUGGCUUGUGGAUCUCCACAAGAUGCUAAAUUUUUAAAAUAUCAAAAUUUUAAUGUUAUUGUUUACGAUGAGGGUCAUUUAUUAAAAAAUUCACAAUCUGAAAGAUACAACAAGUUGAUGAAAUUGAAAGGUAAUUUUAGAUUGUUGUUAACUGGUACUCCAUUACAAAAUAAUUUGAAAGAAUUAAUAUCAUUACUUGCUUUUAUAUUACCUCAUGUUUUCAAUGAGAAGAAAGAAGAUUUAGUUGGUAUAUUCAAACAAAAAGCAAGUACUAUAUCAGACAACAAAAAAACAUCUACAAAAGAAUAUAAUCCAUUAUUAUCAAUGCAAGCCAUUAAAAACGCCAAGACAAUGAUGACACCAUUUGUAUUAAGAAGAAGAAAAGAUCAAGUAUUACAACAUUUACCUGCUAAAAGUCAUGAAAUUGUCAACUGUACGUUAACACCAGAUCAAUCAAAACUCUAUUUUGAUUGUUUGGAAAAAGGAAGAACGAUAAGAAAAGAAAGAAUUAGAAGGAAAAACUUGUCACAACAAGAAGUCGCAAAGCUCAACAAAUCUGACCCAAUCCCAACAUCGUCUAACGUUUUGAUGCAAUUAAGAAAAGCUGCAUUACAUCCAUUAUUAUUUAGAACUCAAUAUCCCGACUCCAAAUUAAAAUUGAUGGCGAAAGCAAUAAUGAAUGAACCUGAAUAUGUUGAAGCUAAUCAAACUUUUAUAUUUGAGGAUAUGCAAGUCAUGUCAGAUUUUGAAUUGGAUAGACUUUGUGUUAGAUUUCAUCAUACUUUAUCUAAAUGGAAAUUAGAUGAGGAAUUGUACUUAGAUAGUGGUAAAGUUAAAGAAUUGAAGAAAAUUUUAGACAUAAUUAUUAAUAAGAAGAAAGAAAAAGUAUUGAUUUUUUCAUUAUUCACUCAAGUUUUAGACAUUUUAGAAAAAGUAUUAUCAAUAUUCAACUUCAAAUUCGUUAGAUUAGAUGGAUCGACAAAAGUCGAAGAAAGACAAGAAACUAUAGAUUUAUUUUAUGAAGAUCAACAAAUACCCAUUUUUUUACUAUCAACAAAAGCAGGUGGGUUUGGUAUCAACUUAGUAGCAGCAAACAACGUCAUCAUAUUCGAUCAAUCAUUUAAUCCACACGAUGACAAGCAAGCGGAAGAUAGAGCACAUAGAGUUGGACAAUUGAGAGAAGUUACUGUGUACAAGCUCAUCACUGAAAAGACAGUUGAGACUAAUAUGUUAAUGGUUGCUGAGAAUAAAUUACAGUUGGAUUAUAGUAUGUCUACAAAUGAUGAAAAUGCUAAAGAUAGUAAUGCAAGUAAUAGUAAAUUUGAGGAAAGUGCUGCUUCUAUAUUUGAGAAGAUCUUGUAUCAAGAUGAUAAAUAG